AAGUCAUGCAAAACUGCAAAUACAGCCAGUCGGUCACGGUGCCCCUAGAAAAUGGGGCAGGUUCGGCCCCCAAGGAUUCGGAGGACCACCGCUCUCGGAGGCACAGGCAUCUCUUGGUGUGUUUGGAUGUCUUUUGCCUUUUCAUAGCAUCCAUUCCUUUCUUUGCUUGUGAGAUGGGUGCUGUGGAACCAUACAAACGAGGCUUCUUCUGUCAUGAUGAGAGCAUCUCCUAUCCUUAUGAGGAGAAAGAGUCCAUCAGUGAUGGUGUCCUGAUCAGUGGAGGUAUCCUUAUUACUGCAGUGUCCAUCGCUCUGGGUGAGAGCUACCGUGUACACUACCUAAAGGUCGAGUCAAAAGCCUUUGUGUCCAACCACUAUAUUUCCACCCUCUACAAGGAGAUUGGCAGCUUCCUGUUUGGCUGCACAGUAGGACAGUCUCUGACCAACAUGGCCAAGCUUACCAUUGGUCGUCUGCGGCCCAACUUCCUGACAGUGUGCAAACCCCAGGUCAACUGCUCCAUUGGCCAGUAUGUGGAUAACUACAUUUGCACGGGCAACGCUUCACUAGUAAAGGAGGCCAGGAAGUCCUUCUACUCAGGUCAUGCCUCCUUCGCCAUGUACACCAUGCUGUACCUCGCUUUUUACCUACAGGCUCGGUUUAAGUGGCAUGGCGCCCGCCUCCUGAGGCCGCUCGUCCAGUUCCUUCUGGUCAUGUUGGCGUUGUACACUGGGCUAACCAGGAUCUCCGACUACAAGCAUCAUCCUUCAGACGUAUUGGUUGGCUUCGUGCAAGGCGCCCUUGUGGCCAUCUGGGUGGCCCUCUACAUCUCCCCAAUGUUUAAGAAGAAGGAGCAAUGCCAGGGCAAGACCGGCAAUAUCUUGGACAGCCCUGUGUCUAGUCAGCACACCGUCUGCUAGCAGCGAUGAUCAAGUAGAAGGACAUUUGACCUGCCAGAGGGGGACAGUGGCUUACACAGUGCUGACUGGAGGCCGAUGUCUCCCCUGGGGACAGACUGUGGUGCCCCAAAUCCCUUGAUCUCCGCACUUCGGCCUUUCAUCUGCCAAAAUUAUAAAACUAAAAAGAUGGAAAGGAAAGUCAAGCCUCGGAUGGGCACUGAACACCAUCGGAAGGAGAGACAUUGGAGGCUCUCGCGCUAUUCUCUUUUGCUUCCAGUUUUCAAUCUUCUGGUGCACUUGGCAUAUAUCAUGGCAUGCGACUCAUCCUGCCACACAUCCCGGGAUUUUAUUUUUCCUUAAUUGUUGCCAGGCAGCCUGGCAGCAUAAACUGAUGACAAUCAUGCAGCAUGGCAAGGCGGAGAGAAAGAAAGGGAAGUUAAUAAAAAAAAAAAAAAAAAAAAAAAAAAAAAGACUUAAAUAUAAAUAUAUAAACUUAAGAAAA
Molecule: messenger RNA, 1398 nt
Organism: Erpetoichthys calabaricus (reedfish)
Lineage: Eukaryota; Metazoa; Chordata; Cladistia; Polypteriformes; Polypteridae
Gene: ppap2d
Product: phosphatidic acid phosphatase type 2D
Exons: 6
Coding region: 6-917 (303 amino acids)
Biological process (GO): phospholipid metabolic process; signal transduction; phospholipid dephosphorylation
Molecular function (GO): phosphatidate phosphatase activity
Source: RefSeq, a predicted model, not a curated record